CCCCCCCCCUCCCCGUCCCACCCCCUCCCCCCGGGUGCUGGCUCCAUGUCUGUGUGACCGGCCCCAGGGGUAGAGUCCAGGCCCGACGCGGAGCGGGCCGGCGGCGGCGGCGGCGGCGGCGGCGGCUGAGGUGAGAGACGGCGGCGGAGGCGGCGCGGGCACCCGGCCCCCCAGCGGGAGGAUGAAGCGGCGGAACGCCGACUGCAGUAAGCUCCGCCGCCCCCUAAAGCGGAAUCGGAUCACCGAGGGCAUCUACGGCAGUACAUUUUUAUACCUGAAAUUCCUGGUAGUGUGGGCACUGGUCCUCCUGGCCGAUUUUGUCCUGGAGUUCAGAUUUGAAUACCUGUGGCCAUUUUGGCUUUUCAUCAGGAGCGUCUAUGAUUCCUUCAGAUACCAGGGGCUGGCCUUCUCAGUAUUUUUUGUUUGUGUAGCAUUCACGUCAAAUAUAAUAUGUCUGCUGUUCAUCCCCAUACAAUGGCUUUUUUUUGCUGCUAGCACCUAUGUGUGGGUUCAGUACGUAUGGCACACAGAAAGGGGAGUGUGUUUGCCCACGGUGUCCCUCUGGAUACUCUUUGUUUAUAUUGAAGCAGCGAUUAGAUUUAAAGAUCUCAAAAAUUUUCAUGUAGACCUUUGUCGUCCCUUUGCUGCUCACUGCAUUGGGUACCCCGUGGUGACUUUGGGCUUUGGCUUCAAAAGUUACGUAAGCUACAAAAUGCGGUUAAGGAAGCAAAAGGAAGUGCAGAAAGAGAACGAAUUUUACAUGCAGCUUCUUCAACAAGCCCUCCCCCCGGAGCAACAGAUGCUCCAGAAGCAAGAAAAAGAAGCCGAGGAAGCAGCCAAAGGAUUGCCUGAUAUGGAUUCCUCGAUCCUUAUACACCACAACGGAGGUAUUCCAGCCAACAAAAAACUCUCCACCACUUUGCCAGAGAUAGAAUACCGAGAAAAAGGGAAAGAAAAGGACAAGGAUGCCAAAAAACACAACCUUGGAAUAAAUAACAACAAUAUUCUACAACCUGUAGACUCGAAAAUACAAGAAAUUGAGUAUAUGGAAAACCAUAUCAAUAGUAAAAGAUUAAAUAAUGAUCUUGUGGGAAGUACAGAAAAUCUCUUGAAAGAGGACUCAUGCACUGCUUCCUCAAAAAAUUACAAAAAUGCCAGCGGAGUUGUGAACUCCUCACCUCGCAGUCAUAGCGCCACAAAUGGGAGCAUUCCUUCCUCAUCUAGUAAAAACGAGAAGAAGCAAAAAUGCACUAGCAAGAGCCCAAGUGCUCACAAGGACCUAAUGGAAAACUGUAUUCCUAAUAACCAGCUAAGCAAGCCAGACGCACUGGUGAGGCUGGAACAAGAUAUUAAAAAGUUAAAGGCUGAUCUGCAGGCCAGCAGACAAGUGGAACAGGAGCUCCGCAGCCAGAUCAGCUCCCUCUCCAGCACCGAGCGAGGGAUCCGCUCAGAGAUGGGCCAGCUCCGGCAGGAGAACGAGCUGCUGCAGAACAAAUUACAUAAUGCUGUGCAAAUGAAGCAAAAAGACAAGCAGAAUAUCAGCCAGCUGGAGAAAAAGCUGAAAGCUGAGCAGGAAGCCCGAAGUUUUGUAGAAAAGCAGUUAAUGGAGGAGAAAAAAAGGAAGAAGUUAGAAGAAGCCACUGCUGCCCGGGCCGUUGCAUUUGCUGCUGCGUCGAGGGGGGAGUGCACCGAAACCUUACGGAAUCGGAUCAGAGAAUUAGAAGCAGAGGGCAAGAAGCUCACGAUGGACAUGAAGGUGAAAGAAGAGCAGAUCAGAGAACUAGAACUGAAAGUUCAGGAGCUUCGGAAGUAUAAGGAAAAUGAGAAGGACACUGAGGUGUUAAUGUCAGCGCUCUCGGCCAUGCAAGACAAAACACAGCACCUGGAGAACAGUCUGAGCGCAGAGACGAGAAUCAAGCUGGACCUGUUCUCUGCACUGGGGGACGCAAAGCGACAGCUCGAGAUCGCCCAAGGACAAAUUCUUCAGAAAGACCAGGAAAUCAAGGACCUUAAACAGAAGAUAGCCGAAGUCAUGGCCGUCAUGCCCAGCAUAACGUACAGCGCCACGACCAGCCCCCUGAGCCCCGUUUCCCCCCACUACUCUUCCAAAUUUGUGGAGACCAGCCCCUCUGGACUUGAUCCCAAUGCCUCUGUUUACCAGCCCCUGAAGAAAUGAAGGCCAGCUGUGGCUUUUGCCCAGCCAUUUGGUUACCAGAAGGCAUCACAAAGGAGCGUCUCUGGCAGUCAAGAUAAAAAAAAAAAAAAAAAAGUUUAUAUUGUAUUUUGUGGGACUGUAUAUGUUGUCGUUUUUAAAAAGGGGGGAAAGAUAACAUCCAAGUCUGAUUAGAACUGCCCAUCAGUUUUUCUUGUAAAUUUUUAGAAGACCUCACAGAACUUUGCAGUUUAUUUUUCUCGGCCAACACAUUAAAACCAUUCUUGGAUUUCAA
Neofelis nebulosa (Clouded leopard) is the source of this 2447-nucleotide messenger RNA. It is a transcript of the gene MACO1, whose product is annotated as macoilin 1. The record is from RefSeq and is a predicted model, not a curated record. Gene Ontology annotation, biological process: neuronal signal transduction. The coding region runs from base 182 to 2176 and encodes 664 amino acids. Gene Ontology annotation, cellular component: rough endoplasmic reticulum membrane. NCBI's taxonomy places the organism in Eukaryota, Metazoa, Chordata, Mammalia, Carnivora, Felidae. The transcript has 11 exons.